Molecule: messenger RNA, 651 nt
Organism: Lachnellula hyalina
Lineage: Eukaryota; Fungi; Ascomycota; Leotiomycetes; Helotiales; Lachnaceae
Gene: Cenpx
Product: Centromere protein X
Exons: 2
Coding region: 1-651 (216 amino acids)
Biological process (GO): DNA repair; resolution of meiotic recombination intermediates; kinetochore assembly
Cellular component (GO): Fanconi anaemia nuclear complex; FANCM-MHF complex
Source: RefSeq, a predicted model, not a curated record
AUGCCCCCCAAACCCUUCAAACCCCCUCGCCCCUCAGGAUCAGGCUUAGGCACAACCCCGUCCAACGGCCGACCACGCAAAUCCGGCACAUCGAUCCCGUCGACAUCGAAAGCAAAAACAACGUCCACCGGCAUCUCGAAAUCCAAAUCCUCUACCUCCAAACGCCUCAGUGCGCGCGAUAUCGGACUCCCGUCCCUGUCCCCCGACUCAGACGAUCCGUCUAGUGCCUCGCCCUCGCACUCACAAACAGCAGAAGAAUCCGACGAUCCGUUUGCGUCGCAACCUGUUGUGCCGAAAAGCAAGAAACGGCAGAGUGGUGGUAAGGGAGUGGAUAUGGAUAUGGAUAUGGAUGGGGGGAGGAAUAGGGAUGUAGUGGGGAUUGAUGAAGAUGCUGAUGGUGAGGAGGGAGACGAGAGGAGGGAGGGAAUACCGCCGGACUUGUUGAGUGUAUUAUUGCAUCAGAUGUUCCGCAAGGAAGGGACGAGGAUGAGUAAAGGGGCGAAUGCGGCGGUGGGAAAGUAUAUGGAGACGUUUGUUAGGGAGGGUGUUGCUAGGUGUGUGUGGGCGGGGGCGGAGAGGAGGGGGGAGGGGGGAGUCGUUGAGGUUGAGGAUUUGGAGAAAUUGGCGCCGCAGCUUUUGCUUGAUUUCUAG